AUGUGGCUAUGUACGAAGGGAGCACAGGCCCGAGCUUAUGGUGCUCCUAAUCCUGCAAGACAUCCAGUGACACCCGAGAAUCUGCCUGGAAGGGCGCCUUACGCUUCACCGGCUGUGACCGCGUUUGGGGUUAAACAUCCGGAGCUCCCGCUGAAGACUCUUGACGCUCUUAGGAGAGCGUGCAUUGAAGAUGAGGACAUUGUGGAGAAUAUUUCAGAUGUGAUCCGCUCGGAGCUGGACAUAGCAGGUCGCGAGGGGGCACUUCAGCUACUGGCCGAGCUUAAAUUGCCGCCCAUCGACUGCAAGCGCGUGCUUGACAGCCUGUUGUCGGCAACACCAUCUAAUACCAGCAACAAGAGCAAUAAGUCGAAGUCGCGCAUUAGUGAUACAACGGAGUCUUCGGCCGUGAAGGUGCCGGCCUGCGUUCCUGAGGCCUUCGCCGACGUCUUCAAGCCAAUGAACUCACAGAGUGAUGCCAGUAAGUUCAAUGUCCUCGUGGCAACCAAGGUUAUCAAGGCGGGCAUUCUUUGGACCGACAUCAGCGAGGGCCUGGCACCCCGGAACGACACCCCUGCUACGACACCGAUUCAUAUCAAGACCAUCAUAACGCACUGGAUGACUGUACUGUGCCAUAUCAAGACCAUUGGCAAGGGCAACCUCCUAUCCCUAAAGAGGAACAGCACGGCACGGAAGGAGGGCUCAAGCCAAAGGGCUAUGAGGGCAUGUUCAACACGGGAGGUGAUACAGCUUAAGGAGCAGGGCACCUGGGAGGAACCGACAGAUGACAUGCGGCAGAAGGCCGACCAGGAAGCCAGGGAGAAGGCCUUGGCAAUCUUGGGGCGCAUCAAGCAGAAGGCGGGUUUCGUGGACAAGAAGAAGAAUGACACAGAGCAGGGCGGCGAUGCAGCUGCCGCCGAAGCACCAGCUGGUGCCGAAGAGGUAGCCCCUGUCCAAGUUCCACGACAGCAAGAGCAGCAGAACCCCGCCAACCCGCCGACCAGUGAUGAGGGUGACGGGACAGCUGCAGAGAUGGGUCUGGACUCUAGAGUCCCCGUGGUGGAGACCUCGGAUUAA
Volvox carteri f. nagariensis is the source of this 1074-nucleotide messenger RNA. RefSeq lists its product as uncharacterized. The record is from RefSeq and is a predicted model, not a curated record. The transcript is spliced from 7 exons. Bases 1 to 1074 code for a protein of 357 amino acids. Lineage: Eukaryota; Viridiplantae; Chlorophyta; Chlorophyceae; Chlamydomonadales; Volvocaceae.